CACCCAGCCCCUCUCCCCCCAGCCGAGGCCCGAGCGCUGCCACAGCCUGAGCCGACCCCGCACUGACCACCAUGGACACCGGAGUCAUCGAAGGGGGUCUCAAUGUCACACUCACCAUCCGGCUACUCAUGCACGGAAAGGAGGUGGGAAGCAUCAUUGGGAAGAAAGGGGAGUCCGUGAAGAAGAUGCGUGAGGAGAGCGGAGCUCGCAUCAACAUCUCGGAAGGGAACUGCCCCGAGCGGAUCAUCACCCUCGCGGGACCCACCAACGCCAUCUUCAAAGCUUUUGCGAUGAUCAUUGACAAACUGGAAGAGGACAUCAGCAGCUCUAUGACCAACAGCACAGCUGCCAGCCGGCCUCCGGUCACCCUCCGGCUUGUGGUCCCUGCCAGCCAGUGCGGGUCCCUCAUUGGCAAAGGAGGCUGCAAGAUCAAGGAGAUCCGAGAGAGCACGGGGGCACAGGUCCAGGUGGCAGGAGACAUGCUGCCCAACUCGACUGAGCGAGCCAUCACCAUUGCUGGGAUCCCACAGUCCAUCAUCGAGUGCGUCAAACAGAUCUGCGUCGUCAUGCUUGAGUCUCCCCCGAAGGGUGUCACCAUCCCGUACCGACCCAAGCCAUCCAGCUCUCCUGUCAUCUUUGCAGGCGGCCAGCUGACCAAGCUGCACCAAUUGGCAAUGCAACAGUCACACUUUCCAAUGUCUCAUGGCAACACUGGAUUCAGUGGCGUUGACUCCAGCUCUCCAGAGGUGAAAGGCUAUUGGGGUUUGGAUGCCUCUGCCCAAACCACCUCCCAUGAACUCACCAUUCCAAACGAUCUGAUUGGCUGCAUCAUCGGGCGUCAGGGCGCCAAGAUCAACGAGAUCCGCCAGAUGUCCGGGGCUCAGAUCAAGAUUGCCAACCCCGUGGAGGGCUCCACUGACCGGCAGGUGACCAUAACUGGAUCUGCAGCGAGCAUCAGCCUGGCCCAGUAUCUAAUUAAUGUCAGGUGA
Molecule: messenger RNA, 989 nt
Organism: Cyanistes caeruleus (blue tit)
Lineage: Eukaryota; Metazoa; Chordata; Aves; Passeriformes; Paridae
Source: RefSeq, a predicted model, not a curated record